Molecule: messenger RNA, 2652 nt
Organism: Callithrix jacchus (white-tufted-ear marmoset)
Lineage: Eukaryota; Metazoa; Chordata; Mammalia; Primates; Cebidae
Gene: MYC
Product: MYC proto-oncogene, bHLH transcription factor
Biological process (GO): regulation of DNA-templated transcription
Molecular function (GO): protein dimerization activity; DNA-binding transcription factor activity
Source: RefSeq, a predicted model, not a curated record
GAAUGUGUUCUUAAGACUAGCCUUUUGAGAUUUCUGCCUUAGGAAUAUAUUAACGCUGACUCCCGGCCGGUCGGACACUCCUGCUUUAUUGUGUUAAUUGCUGUUUGGGUUUUGGGGGGACUGGGGGGUUGCUUUGGGGUGGGCAGUAAACCUCUUGCAUCCUGAGCUCCUUGGAGUAGGGACCACAUAUCGCCUGUGUGAGCCCGAGAGCUCCGCGGCCGCUGACUCUUCCCCGUCUCCAGGAGGGCAUUUAAAUUUCGACUCACCGCAUUUCUGACAGCCGGAGACAGACACUGCGGCGCGUACCGCCCGCCCGCCCGUCCCCGCGGCGAUUCCAACUCGCCCUGAUCCUUUUAAGAAGUUGGCAUUUGGGCUUUUUAAAAAGCAAUCAUACAAUUUAAAACCUGGGUCUCCAGAGGUGUUAGGACGUGGUGUUGGGGAGGCGCAGGCAGAGGGAAAGGGAGACGGGGAUGUGUCCGAUUCUCCUGGAAUCCUUGACUUGGAAAAACCAGGGCGAAUCUCCGAACCCAGCCCUGACUCCCCUGCCGCGGCCGCCCUCGGAUGUCCUCGCGCCCCUGAGAUGCGGAGUGACGGCGAGGAGCGAGGGUCGGGGCUGUUCCAGAACAGCUGCUACCCUUGGCGGGUGGCUCAGGGCGAAGUAUCGCAGCGGGCUCUCUGGCGCAGUUGCGUCGCCGUAUUGAGUGGCAGGGAGGUGCCCCUGUUAUCAUUUGACAGCCCCCUUGUAUUUAUGGAGGGGUGUUAAAGCCCGCGGCUGAGCUCGCCACUCCAGCCGGGGAGAGAACAGAAGAAAAGCCGGCAAACGAAGAAGGGGGACGCAUUGGGGGCUCCCGCGACGAUGCCCCUCAACGUCAGCUUCAGCAACAGGAACUAUGACCUCGACUACGACUCGGUGCAGCCGUAUUUCUACUGCGACGAGGAAGAGAACUUCUACCAGCAGCAGCAGCAGAGCGAGCUGCAGCCGCCAGCGCCCAGCGAGGAUAUCUGGAAGAAAUUCGAGCUGCUGCCCACCCCGCCUCUGUCCCCGAGCCGCCGCUCGGGGCUCUGCUCGACCUCCUGCGUUUCAGUCACGCCCUUCUCCCCUCGUGGAGACAACGACGGCGGUGGCGGGAGCUUCUCCACUGCCGACCAGCUGGAGAUGGUGACUGAGCUGCUGGGAGGAGACAUGGUGAACCAGAGCUUCAUCUGCGACCCGGACGACGAGACCUUCAUCAAAAACAUCAUCAUCCAGGACUGUAUGUGGAGCGGCUUUUCGGCCGCCGCCAAGCUCGUCUCAGAGAAGCUGGCCUCCUACCAGGCUGCGCGCAAAGACAGCAGCAGCCCGAACCCCGCCCGCGGGCACAGCGUCUGCUCCACCUCCAGCUUGUACCUGCAGGAUCUGAGCGCCGCCGCCUCGGAGUGCAUCGACCCCUCGGUGGUAUUCCCGUACCCGCUCAAUGACAGCAGCUCGCCCAAGCCCUGCGCCUCGCCAGACUCCAGCGCCUUCUCCACGUCCUCGGACUCUCUGCUCUCCUCGACGGAGUCCUCCCCGCGGGCCAGCCCCGAGCCCCUGGUGCUCCAUGAAGAGACACCGCCCACUACCAGCAGCGACUCUGAGGAGGAACAAGAGGAUGAAGAAAUCGAUGUCGUUUCUGUGGAAAAGAGGCAGCCUCCUGGCAAAAGGUCAGAGUCAGGAUCACCCUCUUCUGGAGGCCACAGCAAACCUCCUCACAGCCCACUGGUCCUCAAGAGGUGCCACGUCUCCACACAUCAGCACAAUUACGCAGCCCCUCCCUCCACGCGGAAGGACUACCCAGCUGCCAAGAGGGUCAAGUUGGACAGUGUCAGAGUCCUGAGGCAGAUCAGCAACAACCGAAAAUGCACCAGCCCCAGGUCCUCGGACACCGAAGAGAAUGACAAGAGGCGAACGCACAACGUCCUGGAACGCCAGAGGAGGAACGAGCUCAAACGGAGCUUCUUUGCCCUGCGUGACCAAAUCCCAGAGCUGGAAAACAAUGAAAAGGCCCCCAAGGUAGUUAUUCUUAAGAAAGCCACAACAUACAUCCUGUCCGUCCAAGCAGAGGAGCAAAAGCUCAUUUCUGAAAAGGACUUGUUGCGGAAGCGACGAGAACAGUUGAAACACAAACUUGAACAGCUGCGGAACUCUUGUGCAUAAGGAAAAGUAAGGAAAAAGAUUCCGUCACACAGAACCGUCAACAUUCAUUACCUAUGAACUUGUUUGCAACGCAUGAUCAAAUGCAACCUCACAACCUUGGCUGAGUCUUGAGACUGAAAGAUUUAGCCAUAAUGUAAACUGCCUCAAAUUGGACUUCAGGCAUAAAAGAACUUUUUUAUGCUUACCAUCUUUUUUUUUUUCUUUAACAGAUUUGUAUUUAAGAAUUGUUUUUAAAAAAUUUUAAGAUUUACACAACUUUUCUCUGUAAAUAUUGCCGUUAAAUGUAAAUAACUUUAAUAAAACGUUUAUAGCAGUUACACAGAACUUCAAUCCUAGUGUAUAGUACCUAGCAUUAUAGGUACUAUAAUCCUGAAUUGUUUUUAUUUAAGUACAUUUUGCUUUUUAAAGUUGAUUUUUUUUUCUAUUGUUUUUAGAAAAAAUAAAAUAACUGGCAAAUAUAUCAUUGAGCCAAAUCUUAA